Durusdinium trenchii is the source of this 2030-nucleotide messenger RNA. NCBI's taxonomy places the organism in Eukaryota, Dinophyceae, Suessiales, Symbiodiniaceae. The record is from the annotation of a GenBank genome assembly.
UGAUCCCCCCGCGUGCGAGCUUUGCCGCCAAACUUGCCAUGGCUGCUAUGGCUGCAGCCAUGCGUUCAUCAUGUCUCGCCGCUCGAGGAGGUUGGCGCAAGAUAUUGCAGCAGCUCCCAGUGCGCAUGCAGCCUGGGAGCUUCUCCGGUCACAAGCAAACUUUGAUCAGAUCCAUGUUGCAGCCUGCCUGCACCGUAUGGCAACACAACAAGCAUCCCCGCCUGCUUUGCAGGAACUGCUCUCCUACGUUGAGCCAGAGAAGCUUGAUGUUGAUAUGCUGGCGAUCAACUGCUGGUCGUUGGCGAAGCUUCACAAGGCUCCAGGGACUCAAGCCCUGUGGCGCCGCCUCGUGUCUAGAGCGGAGCUGCAGAGGCCUGAGUUCUCUGCUCGGCACUUGUCCAAUUUGCUUUGGUCUGUGGCCCGCUGCAGAGAGACAGAGGCCAAGAGCCUCCUUGAAGAAUUGCCUCGCCAAGUUCAGGACAUGUCUCCACAGGGCCUGGCCAAUUGCUUUUGGGCCAUCAGCAAGCUCCAAGGUGACAACCUUCAAGUCGUCGAUGUCCUGGCCAAUGAAGCCAAAUUGCGUGCAAGUGAACUGAAAGCGCAAGACUUAACCAGCAUCCUGUGGUCAGCAAGCACUUUUGCAGUGCGGUUCAAUGACCUGAUCAGAGUCCUGGCAGAGCAUGCAGCCAUUUGUGCGCCGCAGCAGUCUGCAAGGCAACUGACCAAUGCCGCAUGGGCUUUGGCCACCGUCUCGCCGGAGCAGAUGCGAAAGACCGUGGAGAUCAUUGUGCAGAAGGCCUUGCAGCGUGGGCCUUUGACACGAGAUCUGUGUAACCUCUCUUGGGCAUUGGCUGCUGUGCGCGGCCAGGCUUCGCCUUUGAUGGUGGAGACCAUUGAAGGGCUACAGCAUCCGACCGUCGGAUUGAUUUGGGCACUUUGUGUCACCAGAGCCUGUGCUGGACCAUUGCUCAUGGCAGGCGUCCGGACCGGUCGCCUCAGUGGUGGACCGGCAGAGGUCGCGCAGCUCUUGUGGUGUCAAGCUACUGUCAGGGCGACUGGAAGCGAACUGUUGACCGCUGCCACGGAACAUCUCCCAGAGCUCUCAUCGGUGGAUGUCUCACGAUGCGUUUGGGCUGCAGCCAUUUUGGAGUCCGAGUUGCCCGCAGCCAAACAGCUGGUCCUUCAAGCUGCGGAGGUUUCAUUGCAUGAUGCAGCCACCGUGGUACAGGUCUCUUGGUCUUUGACUCGUUUGCAGCUGUAUGUUCCUCAACUGCUGGAGCGUUUCUCCUUCCUAGAGGCACUUCGCCCUCAGGACAUGGCUUUGGGUGCUUGGGUUUUGGCCUUUUGGCACUUCGUUGGCAACCGAACGUUCUUUGAGGACAUUGGCGCUGAUUUGACCUACUUUGGAGCACAAGAUUUGUCGAACCUUGCUUGGGCCAUGGCCAUUCAGCUUGUGACCAACGAACCAUUGGUCGUGGCGAUCGCUGUGGCAGCUCAAAGGAAGAUCUCUUCAGAAAUGACACCUCAGCAUUUGUGCAACCUGAUUUGGUCCUUUGCAGCGAUGUCUUGGAGCGGAGUUAACCACUUCAUUCCGACGUUGACCCGUUGGUCCAAUGAAGUGCUGCAAAGGAGCCAUGAGGUGGAGACGCUGGGCCUCGCAGCAACCUCCUGGAGCUUGGCAACGGCCACGGCCCGACAGCCACGACGGAGCACAGCAGGUGGAGCGCAACAAGCGUUGAUGGAUUUGUCUGACGAGAGGUUUCCGAUGGCCGAUUAGUACCCAAGGCCGAGAAUCGCCCAGAAGGUGAAGACUGAUGAAGAGUUUGAUCUCCAGCAUAGACUACAGCCACGCCUUGGGACAAAGCACCUAUUCCUUCUUCAUGUGACUCAGGGCAGUGAGCCUGCAUAGAGUUGCCACAUGGGCGUCGGCAAUCGUUGAAAGCAUAAUUGGACGGGUUGCUAGAUCGAUGGAUGCAGCAACAACUGACCCUGCGGCAAUUUCAAGAUGUUCAAGUUUCAUUUGUACAUCA